This is a messenger RNA of Perca flavescens (yellow perch), 3396 nucleotides long. It is a transcript of the gene ccpg1, whose product is annotated as cell cycle progression 1. Lineage: Eukaryota; Metazoa; Chordata; Actinopteri; Perciformes; Percidae. Gene Ontology annotation, cellular component: membrane. The transcript has 10 exons. The coding region runs from base 139 to 2649 and encodes 836 amino acids. The record is from RefSeq and is a predicted model, not a curated record.
GUCUACAUUCGGCUUUACAGUGAUGUUAACGGAUAACCUGGGCUGGGGCAUACAACAACUCUGGAGCUCACUGUAAACAACUGCUUCGUCGUUGGGCAUAAAACACAAAUCCUUGUGUAUUGCUGACAACUGACAGAAAUGUCAGAGACGUCAAGUGAUGCAGAGUUGCCCUGUGGCUGGACCAUUAUCAGUAAUGAGGGCUCCGAUAUCGAGACGUUGGGAUUGGAGGCUGCAGUGGAAUAUGGAGCCGAGCUCUUAGAGCACUCUUCAUUGGAGGAAGCAGAGCUGCGGGAUAAACAGGCUUCAGCAUCAAAUGCUCAGUGUGUUGAAGAGAAGGUUGCUGAGACACUUGAUGAAACUCUGGAAGAACAAACCAUAGAUGAGACACUGUGUGCUUCAGAGGCCGGAGACACCGCAGGGAAACAGCAUGUGACUUUGUUGUCCUCCAGCGAUCACUCGGACAUUGUGACUCUUGGAGACUUAAAGGAGGACGAGCAUGCUGAUGCGGAAGAAGAGGUGGCAACAAACAAGGAGUUUUACCUCGGAACGUCCUGCAGCAGCCAGUACGCCUUCACUGCUGCAGAGGCUGUUUUUCCAGUGCAGCAGCCUACAUUGACAAACUCGAGCAGCAGCGAGGAUGAGGCAGGUCGAAGCGCCAGCAAUGUUGUCCGAAGACGAAGGUUGAGGAAGAACACCACGAGCAUUGUCAAAGAGCCUGAGGAGGAGGAGGAGGUGCUGGAGUCUGGCCAGAGUGAGGAAGAGGGGGAGGAGGAGGCCAAAGAACAGACGCAGCAGCAGGAGGACGAGGCAGAAAUUAGAAGUCUGGAUGUCCGAAUGCAAGGCCGGGCCAGCAGCAUCCUCAACGGCUGUAUCCUGAUCGCCCUCGUCGUAGCCAUCAGUAUGGGCUUCGGCCACUUUUAUGCAGGACCACGGCAGCAGCUGCAACCACGAUACAGGUGCUACCACGACGAUCUAUGGAAAUUUGAUGUUGUGAGGGAUCUGAUUCAACAACAUGUUGGAGAACAAUCUUUUACAAACCAGGGUGACGAUGACCUGGAUGAGCAAACAGUUAGUUUGCUGCUCACAGAAGUAAUUGAGAAGAUAAAGACCGAGAACCAGGAGCUCAACAUCAAACAGGCACAGAUUCAGGCCCAGAGAGAUGACCUGGAAAUGUUGCUGAAACCUAAGGCUGAGGAGAGGAAUAACAUUGUGUCUCAGCAGCAGAGUUUGACAGCUGAGAACCAGCUGCUGAAAACCUCCCUAGAACGUGAAGAAAAGUCCCUCUCCACCUUACAGGAGGAGCUGAGAAACCUGCACUCUAAGAUUGGAGAUCUGGAGGCGAUGCGAGCUGGUGCUGACUCGCUGCUGUUGGAAAACCAGAGGCUGAAAGACCAGCUGGAGGAGGAGAAACAGCUGAUCCGAAGCUUCCACGGCCAAAGGGGAGACAUGAUGGCCGAAGCGCAGACACUGAGGAAGAAGCUCGACAAGGAGAGAACGAUUACAGGUGAGCUGAGGAGAGAGUUAAAUGUGCUCAGAAGUCACAUCCCCAGAGCUGGGAAGGAAGCCAGUUCAGAACCAGAAGAGCUCCAGUCACGUCUGAUGGAGCUGGAGGAGAGACUGAGCUUCGCGCAGCAGCGCUCGGACCUGUGGGAGAGGCUGUACGUGGAAACCAAAGAAGACCGAGUUAAAGGAGACAAAGAGCCCAAAGUGAAAAGAACAAAAGAGGGCAUGGCAGGGAAAGUGAGAGAGACCUUUGAUGCUGUGAAGAACUCCACCAAGGAGUUUGUCCAUCACCACAAAGAGCAGAUAAAGAAAGCAAAGGAAGCCGUGAAGGAGAACCUGAGGAAGUUUUCAGAUUCUGUCAAACUAACUUUCCGACACUUCAAGAAUUCCGCUUCGACCGUCCUCAACAAAGCCAGAGGCUUUUAUGAUAAAAGACGGGAUGAGAAGAACACAGAGGAGUCGUGGGAGCACAGAUCCCACAAGCCUCAUCGCAGACACCAGCACCAAUAUGAUGACUCGUCCCAGAACAACCACAACACCCGAAAAUCAGGAGACAAAGUUCACCAAGAUCGAGGUCAAGACGCCCACAAGGCCAACUUGAACGGCUGCUACGGCGUUUUUGACUGUGCCUACCAGGAGUCCAUGAGUCUCUUCAACAAAGCCAUGGACCCAAUCAGAGCAGACGAAUUUUACCAGCUGCUGCAGAGCUACCUGCAGCAAGAAGUCGACCACUUCCACCACUGGAAAGAGCUGGAGGUGUUCGUCAACAACUUCUUCCACAACGGCGUGUUCAUCCACGACCAGAUGCUGUUCACAGACUUUGUCAGCGGCGUGGAAAACUAUCUGACUGGCAUGCACGAGUAUCACGGCCUUGAUGACGACGCGUUCAGAGAUCUUGAUGACUUUGUCUACCGGCACUUCUUUGGAGAGGCUUACAGAAAAACCUAUGGCCCACACGGGCCAUUUGAGAGACCCGACACAGACUCGAAGGAGUCGAGGGCGAAGCACCAACAGCGAAAGCAGCAGAGAGCCAGGUCUCGACCACACAGCGAACGCAAGUGGAGCCGAUCAGGAAGAAAUGCAGACGGGCACAUGGCUGACGUCAAAAUAGAACUGGGCCCGAUGCCGUUUGAUCCCAAAUACUGAAAAUAUGUCAAUGGAUUUAAUAUUAUAGCAGCAAAUUUUAUUUUGGGUUGUAUUUAGAUGCAAAGUCUCAUUUUUUUUGUAAGUUUGCACAAUGUUAAUUUUGAAUGCUACUGAACGUCCUUGAGCUGUUUUGUGUUUAGUGAAGUUAUUGUUAUGUUUGAGUGGAAGAUGUGUUUGAGAAGUAUGAGUUGAUUUUGAAUUUUACAAAUGUGAAGAUAAAACAUUCUUCAUUUUUGGCUAAUUAUGGACCUGAUGAAACACAUUUGAUACUUCUCUUCAACCACAAAAUCAACAAAAUUAUUGAGCGGAGGAAUGUUGAUUGGGAAACUUAAAAACAAAAUGGAAAAUAUAGACAUAACAUAUUUUGUGGUUUUGUUGUUGUUUCUGUGUACAGCCAUGUAGUUGUUUUAAUGUGCUGCUACAAAUACAUGUUUGUGGGACAGGUUGUCAUUUGUUUUUAGAAUUAAGAUGCAUUUCUAACAUUCCACCUCAAGCUUGUUUUAACUGGACCUGGGAGUUUUUAUUUACAUGUGUUGGGAAAAAAAUUACUGGAAAAAUGUCACCCAAUUUAGUUAUACAUUUGAGACACAUCUGACAAUUGGUAUUUCAAAAAACACAUUUGAGUUUAAAAUAUUUAUUUCAGUAUGAAAUCCAUAUCAUGUGACAUUGUCAUUACGGAAUAAAACUUGCCAUUGUUCCAGUGUUUGUCAGUGCCUUUCAUAAAUAAAGAUGCUUCCUCCAACUCUU